Sitodiplosis mosellana (orange wheat blossom midge) is the source of this 11224-nucleotide messenger RNA. RefSeq names its product intermembrane lipid transfer protein VPS13B (gene Vps13B). The record is from RefSeq and is a predicted model, not a curated record. NCBI's taxonomy places the organism in Eukaryota, Metazoa, Arthropoda, Insecta, Diptera, Cecidomyiidae. The coding region runs from base 244 to 11073 and encodes 3609 amino acids. The transcript has 24 exons.
AAGUAAGAACGGUCGCCCGAUAGGGACAACAAAAAACCAACACACACGUGCACAACUGCACGACAAAAGUUGUAAAUAAAAGCAUGUUGCAUGUGUAUUGUGUUUGUUUUGACAUUGCUGAUUUGUAUUUUCGUCGAGUUGUCAGUUUUAAUGCCGAAGUAAUGUUUUUGUAGCCGUCUUCAUGUAGAUUAAAAUUUAAUUUUUUGUUUUAAGAAUGUUUUUCGUCGAUUAAAUGAACGAAACAUGUUUAAAAUUGAAUCAUACAUCUCGCCGAUUAUUAUAAAUUAUAUAGACAAAUAUGUCAAAGAUUUUCGACCACAAAAUGCCCAGGUUUCACUGUGGGGUGGCGAGGUGGCCUUUCAAAAUCUCGACAUUCGAUUAGACGUGUUACAAGAAGAACUUCAUCUGCCCUUGAACAUCGUCUCGGGCCACAUCCACGAGCUAACUGUGCGGGUUCCAUGGACAAAAAUCGCUUCGGAACCCAUUCAAAUCAAUGUCAAUACCAUCGAGUUUGUUGUGAAGCUAAAAUCGGGCGAUGGCGAGAAAAAGGAAAAAGAAGAACCAAAACCACCACCAUCGAUCAUUGCUCAAGAGCCACCCGGUUACAUGGCCACUUUGAUUAAUAAAAUAGCCAACAAUAUUUCCAUCAAAUUGAAUAACAUAAUCUUUAAGUACAUCGAAGAUGACAUCGUUCUGUCCAUGAAUAUUCAGAUGCUGUCAAUCGAUUCGGCCGAUGAAAACUGGAAUCCAGCAUUCAUCGAUAUCAAUCCGGUGAAAGUUGUGCUCAAGAAAGUGAUAAACAUAAAUGACCUAACGAUAUGUUUGGAUAAACGAAAUGCCCAAGGCAAAAUUGAUGUAUGUUCCGAACCAAUAUUGUACCGUUGCUCAUUGCAGGCACGCAUGAUUCGAAAAUAUAAUCUUACAACGGCUCAUCUUGAUUCAAUCAUGCGCAUCGAUAUUUUCACAGAGAAUAUCGACUUUAAAAUCUCCGUGCAACAAUUUCCAAUGUUAAUUCGAAUGUAUCUAUUGGUUCAAAUGUUACGUGAAUUCCAUGCGAAUUUGCACGGUGCCAAACGAAUCGGACAAGAUGUAACAGCUGGCAGUGGACAAACGGAUGAUUAUAUCGAUGCAUCGUAUACAACAUGGAUUUGGAAUAUGUUACCGGAGAUAUUUCCCGCAUCCAUCGAUGAGGAACGCUUGGACACACAGGGACACAUCUUUCACAAUGGAUUUUAUGCCAAAAACGUCAACAUUUCACUAAAGUCACAGGAAAUAGUCGCAAACAGUAUUAUCCAAACGAAUACCGUUUACAAGUACCAUCCAAUUCUCAAGAUAACUUUGUCGGGUGUUUCAUUCGACACGAUCAGCAUAGGGAAGAAGUGGACGAAUGUCAAAGGUGGCAUUUCAUACAUUGGCGUUUUUCCACUGGGCAAUUGUACAUGUGGCAAAAAGCACAAUUUACCAACGAUAUUUUUGUCGGGGCAUAAAAACAAAGCGGAUUGUGAAACAUUUCUGUCCGAUUCGUUGAAAGAUCCCAAUAAAAAUAUGACCCCAACGCUGCUGUACGAGUGUGAUUUUCAAUCUCAUUUGCUGCGUUACACCGAAGCCACACUACUCGCAACAACUCCGGCUCUAUCAAUCGAUAUCGUAAACUAUCGACAUACGAUGGAUGACACACGGUCAUAUGGAACACAUUCGAUAAGCAGUAGCGAUCAUGAUGCAGUGACUGAAGAGUAUUUUAUGCGAGUUUUCUUCGGAAAAUUCAAUCUAAAAAUCGAUACAAGUUUGCUGCAUUUGUACAAUACACUGAAUGAUCAGUGCCAACAAUACACGUAUAUUGCACCGUAUUCAGUGACAAAUCGAUCGGAAAUUUUAUCACAGCUAACACCACCAUCGACUGAGGAUUAUGAGUCACUGCUUGAUUGCAUUCCACUUCGAAAGACCUUUGUGUACCUGAACAAAUCGUCGAUUGAAUAUUACCAUUUGAAUGCGGAUCAUUUUCAAAGCAACGAUGCCAAUGAUUUCAAGCAAAUGCCUUUUAUUUUGAAUAAUUUAAGUCGUGCUGAACUCGGUAUCACCAUGCCACUUUAUCCGGAAAAAUUGAUAAACACCACGUGUCAACUGCCAGAUCCAACGGAAAAACUGAAAGAGAAUUGUUUCAAUCGAUACUGUGCGAUCAUUGAGAAGACUUCACUCGAUAUCAUUUGCAAUAAAAAUCGAUUUAGCGCAUUUUCGAUGUCAAAUUUCAAGAUAAAUUAUGAUACACUCAUUCAACCCGAACUUUGGAAAAUGGUUCGAAUGCAAAACUAUACGUACCAUAUCAUGGUGUCACGGUUUGAGCUUAUGUUUAACAAGCCACAGUAUUUACUCCUUUCACAACUGCUUGGAACGAGUGCAAAAGAUGGCAUUUGUGCGGACAUUCCCGUGAAGUGUAUUAAAACAUUUCAUGCGAUCGAUAUGUGCCAAAGUGAUUUACCAAAAAUUGAAUUGUGCGUGGUGAAUUCCGAAGCAUCUGUGAUUUUAAUCGAUAAUGUAUUGGGUGUUAGGGCUAGUGUUGGCGCUAUCGUUGGCUUCACUCAUUCACCGGAUCAUCUGGAGAAAUUUAAUCCCAAAGAGACAUACAAAGGUAAAAGUAUUUUUUUCUCCAACGAACAUUUUGAAGGCAAUCUAUUCGAUUCCACCAUCCAAUAUCCGAUAAACGCGCUGAAAAUUAAACAUCCUCCAAUUGUGAAUAUUGAACUACAAAAGGUCAUAGUCAGUUUUGAUUUAAUGCUUCAUCAAUUCUUGAGCUAUAAUCUGCCAUUUGAAAAUUUCACAGAAAUUUCGAAUGUGUCUGACGAAAAAACGCAAAAGAAAGUUCGCAAAUCGAGCAAAUUGAGCAAACCAUUGUUACGUACCGAAUCGGUGCAUUCAAAUUCAAUAACAACGAUGUCGAUUGUCACAUCUGCCACUCGAACUAAGGAACAUGCUGAUCAACAAAAAUUUAUUGAAUGGUAUGAGUUCAUCAAGCAAACCAUAGUCUAUAUCAAUGCACAAUCAGUGUUGGUUGUGUGUCCAAAUAAGUGUCUGUUUAUGGAAGAGGAAACGAGUACCCUAAAGUAUUUGAUUGAAAAUGAAAAGAAUGCAAUGAUGACGUUCUUCAGAUUACCAAAUCUGGCGAUUCACACAACAAAGUUCAAGAAUAUUCAAAAUGUUUUAAAAAGCAAUUUUCCCAUUGAUUUGACGGAAAAUUGGAUGCUCGGUGUAAAUAGUUUCCCAUGGAACAUCGAGCUGAACGAUUUCAUCUGUUUCACAGUAACGGCCAAUGGUCAACAAACAUUCUUGCCCAGUGUAAACACGAAAUUAACGUUAGACCUAACGAAAAAAGACAAAGAGAUCGGAGCAUCUGGCGAAGAGAUGUCGUUUGUGAUUCACUUAGAUACGACGCCAAUUCGAUUAGUGCUUGACUCUGCUCAGAUCAAACAAAUUUACAAUUCGCUCAAUACCAUAAUGCUGCAAAAGCCGAAGAAAAAGCAACUCAGCCCACUGAUUGAAGUUCCGGCCACAUUUUAUGACACACAAAUCAAUGAUUUCUUCUGUGAAACAACAAACAGCGAGAAAUCAAGUGAAGAUGUCAUUUCGAAUGUAGAUAAAAACACGUCAAAAAUUCAUUGUUUGAUGCAGUGGACAAUCACAAAAUUUACACUGUCACUAAAUGAUUCCAGUCUCUGUAAUGAAGUUGAGCUGUUAAUCGAUCUAGAAGAUAUCAUUGUGAGUAUUGACAAACAGAGCUCAUACACGAAAGCCAAAGCAAAAUUCGGUUCGAUCAACGGAAUGCGUAAAAAGAAAAACAAAACCACCGGUGAAUUGGAUGUGUUGAAUAUGAUUAGUCGAUCGGAUGCGUUGACAGUUGAAUCGCAAGAGACAUUUUUGGAGAUUGUCGCAACGACGGCAAUUGCAUCGAAUGUGCACAGUCGAUGGGGAACGGCAACGAAAAAAGUGAUGGGAUUCAGGAAUGAUAUUGAAACUAUUACCGAAAUUAUGAUCACCAUGCAAUCAAUCGACCUGAAAUUAGAGGCCGAUGUUCUCUCUGUGAUACUUAAUAUUAAUGAAGAGAUACGUAGCGUCAAUUCAACUGGCAUUCAAAGGGACGAAUUCGAAGGUGAAAAUAGUUCAGGGUAUUGUGUUCGAGAUCUUCCUCUGCUAUUUUUCGAUUGUAAAGGACUUCAGCUGUGGCUGCCCAACACCAACGUAGGAAGCGCAACGGAAUCGAAUGUUUUAAUUGUUAAGAUGAACGCUAUAAAAAUAGCACCAUCCGUGGAGAAUCCUGUGAUACGGAAACCGGUUCGUGAAGAUAUCUAUGUGAAAGCAGCUCAAUUGCGAAUGAUAAACACACCGGGCUCGAUUAUUGAAGAUCGACAAUAUGAACUAUUGUUGAAAAAUGUUUCCAUUUUCACCGGCAACUGGGAUGAAAUCCUGCAAUUUACCUGUCCAGUUAAUAAUGAGAAUCCGGCAUUCGAUUGGAACAAUCAGACUGAAAAGCCUUCCUUAAACAUAAAUACUAUUUUUAACGAUUGUAUACUGUCUAUUAUUUAUGCACCGGCAAUCGUAUUUCAAAAUAUUGUCGUCUGCGGCCAAGCGCUCGAAUUCAAUUGCAUCAGCGAUUUAUGCUUGAAUUUGACAUUGAAUGAUAUUGACUUGCUCAAUGAUUUACGGCUGAAGUUUUCAAAUGUAUUCAGAGAAAGAAUGGUUGAUGGGCGGGAAAUAAAAGCAAAGCGGCAGUCGUUGCAAAGAACCGACAAAACUGCCCAUUUCAGAGCGAUCAAUGACCAAUUUGACAAUCACUUGAGCGAUUCUGGCUUCAAAUCCAAUUACAAUCAAGACAAACGGAAAUCGAAUGAUAAGUUGAGCACACAUAAAAUCGAAGUUCCACACAUGUUAUCCUUCGUUGGCGGUGCCUUUACUGUGCAGUUGUAUGAAAAUGCGGAACCAUCAUCUGUUCAAAAUGUUCCUUUGGUAGCAUUGCAAACGAUGCAACCGAACUUCUACUGUGUUCAGGAUUCGGCUGAGACAAUUGAACGCUUAUCAAUAUUCAAUUUAACACUGAAGUUGCACAAUCAGAAAUUGUUUGAACAGACGGCUGUCGAAUUUGGUGACGUUAUAUUUGACACACAUAAAGGCGAAUUAGACGAAACAGGCAUCGCACCAGCUCUAUUCGAAUUCCAAAGAGUCACAAAUCGAAGUGAAAAUAAAAAUGAUAUCAAAAUGCUUUGCAAUGUGCGAAAGCCAAUCCAAAUCAAACUGACGCCGACAAGUGUUGAGAAUUUGUUUAGCUUUAAAGAGACGAUGGAACGUGUUUUUCACAAAGACAACAAAACCAAUGCCCGGGACAAUGAACAACCAAUUCGCCAUCUGAACAAUAUCAAGGAGCUUCGAAAAUUGAUUGGCGGUCCAAAUAGCAUUGAAUUUAAUAUGACCAAAAUUUCGAUCAAUUUCAUGACAUCGAUGGAUCGUGUCGUGAGCCUAUCACUGUUCAAAUGGAACAACAAAAUUGGCGUGCGUGAACGAUUGAAGCAAAUUACAUACUCAACGAAUAUUGAUUCAGUAUCGAUCAACACACAAAAUUCAAUGCUACUUAAUCCAUCUGUAAUGGCAUUUGAAUGUGUUUUAUCGCAGGAGAAAUGGAGCAAACGACUGGUGAUUUCAACGAAUUUCACCUCAAAUAUUAUUCAUUUGCAAAUUAAUCCAAAUGAUUUUUGGACAUUUGCCAAAGUUCAACUCGACUUUUGGUCGUGCAUCAAUCGACGAUUUAAUACAUCGACUACAGAGUUAAAUGGAAACCCGCUGAAUCCAAAUGAAAAUAGUGUAGAAUUCAAUGGCGAGAAUUUAAAUCCAUAUGAUUUACCGCGAAUAACAACAUCCAAUAGUCGUACCAAUGAGGAAUAUUUCCAAGAUGAUCUACGACUGGGAACAUUUGAAUAUAUCAUUGCCACUGGAGAAAAUACUCUGCCUUCACCAUAUCAAAUUUAUUUAUUGAACAGCGGAGCAAAUAUGCAAAUUUGUUGGCGAUAUCCACACCCGAGAACGAUCAAUUUCAUUCAGAUUUAUCCCAUUCCGGGACAGUUUGACAUCAAUAUGAAGUGCCAACUGGAGUAUUUCCAAGAGUCCCACAACACAUUUUUCCCAUACGUUUCGUUUGUGAUUGGCAAUAAAAAAUCAUAUGAAGUUAAAUUGCCGAAGCAAAAAUUGACUGCAUCUGUAUGGCGAAUAGUUUUAACUGAACCGGUAUCAUCAAUGACUUACAUGGAGCCGGAUGAAGCAAAUCCUUUGCAAGAUUUCCUUUCACCGCGAACAAUCAUCGGUUUCAUUCGAAUUGAUUCGAUCUUCAAUGUGGAGAAUGUUCCAAAGUUGCAGGCUAAUUUCAAAGUCAAUAAAGUGGCAGUUUCGGUAUUGAAUAGCUGUGUCAAUGUGCAGUCAUGCUCGCCCAAUAUUUUGUCGCGUUACACAUUGAAAGUUGAAGAGCACACUGACGUCACACAAGAGUUUUGCCAAGUGAAUUUCGGGAAUAUUAAUGUCAACAUCAAUUUGUAUGGCGAUAUGCAGGCGAAAUUGUACAACGAAUUUACAUUUGGUGUGAAUAUAUUCGAUUCGAGCUACUUGAAUAUGAUCCCACUUAUCGAUACCGUUUCAAUUGGAAGUUACAUUGAAUUCUCUGCUGAAAAUCAUCCCAGCAUACUGCAUUUGACAGCUGAUAAGCUGAGCGUAAAAUAUGGCCCGGCCACCGGUUGUGCUAUCGCAACAGCAAAAAGUGUUUGGCAAAAUACACCGAUCGAGACGCAGAUGCCGAUUAUGUGUCGCCUCGUCGUUUGCAAUUCAAUGUCUGCCUCACUGAAAUUCGGCCAAGAUUCAACCGAAGAAACAAUUUGGCUACAGACAAACGAAUGCUUCUACUAUGCAUUCCGCACGGAAAAAUCACCGCAAAAAGUGCGAUUCUCAGUUAAAUCGGAGAAUAACAUCGUCGAAGUAUCCGAAGCAUUCUCAUUGAACGACACCGAUGAAAUGAAAAUGUUAAAUGUUGCACCAAACAAAAUGCUAUUGGUGACCACCCGCAAGUUGUCGACAACGCAGAAACAAGUGGUUAUAAAAGGACAAAUUGAAUUGAUGAACAUGACGAAAGAAUCAUUUCAAAUCCAUUACAAAGAUAAAACGAAACUGCAAUACAUGGAUUCAGAGAGUUCAAACACAAAUCCUAGCGUCAUUUUGUUGCCAUCGAUGUGCAGCGGUUCGUUUUUCGAUGGAUGCGAUGAUUCUUGUGACUCGUACAUUCGACUGCAACUGGUACAUGAGAACGCAAAUGGAUGGUCAGGCGAAAUACCACUUGGAAAACCGACCUCAAACAUUCCAUGGCUGGUCAAAGUGCCGCUGAAGACAGAGCAAAAGUAUGCAACGUUCUCGGUGAGAAUUCACACGGAAUACAUCGGCGAACGAAUAUCGGGAAAAUUACAAGCGAAACGCAUCCUGAUUGUGUUAUGGCCCUUCUUCACCGUGCGAUCGUUGAUGCCAAUGCAUUUCAAUAUUCAAGACAAGGAACACAAAAAAUCGUACACGAUUGAUGGACGUGGAGCGUGCACGGAUUUACAAAUUGCCGGAACAUUCGAUACAGAACAUGAAUUUACCUUCGAUCUUGGUCAUGAAAAUAAAGAGUUCAACAACCUAAUUUUGACCUACAAAAACAUUGACAAGAGAACCUUCUUCUCAGUACCGAUUCAUUUCAAAACCAUCAAUGAAAUAAUCAAAGAAUUGGACAAACCCAGUGAACUGAAAUGGCCUUGCCGUGCCGAAAGAGAGUUAAAUAUUGAUCGCAAAGCAGCAUUAGAAAUAUCCGCAACUCCAAUUUGUAAAUUUUCGGCUAGCCGCAGUCUAUCUUGUGCGAUGGAACUCAACUUUACGCCACCGUGUCUGUUGAUAAAUGGUUUGGGCUUUGAAAUUUUCAUCAUUGAGCCCAUGAGUGAAAAAGAGUGUUGUGUGCAAUCCAACUAUAUCAUCAUACCCAUGACAAUUACGACUGGUUUCCACAUAAAAUUCCAGUGUCGGGAUGAAUGGGUGACAAUGCCAAAGAUUCGAUUAACCGAAGAGAAAAAUUUGUCUCGUCAUACAUCUUACUUUUUACCAGAAAAUGGAACCACAACUGUCGUCGAAAAAGUGGCCAACAAUCUUUUUGUCAAAUUCUGUCUGAGCUCUAUGAAUGAAAACAAUACAAAAGUGUUAUCAAUUCAAUCACAUUUUGUGAUGUGCAAUUUUUCCAAACAUCAACUAAAGUUCCAUGCAUUUUGUAUUCAUCGCAACGAGAAACUUUCGUACAACGACGUCGUGAAACUACUCACCGAAAAAUCAAAACCAAUGCCAAUUUUAGAUUAUCAUCAAACUGUAGACAAUACAUUCAAAGGCUGUGGCUGUACAAUAUUUUGUGAUAUUUCCCAAAAGACGUAUAAAUCGCUGAAUAACAUGAAAGAUUUGAACUACUACAUUGUUGUUGGAUCUGAUGAUAAUAUUCAAAACUAUUCGUCACCCAUUUUGAUCAAUAAACCAAUCAAUCGGACUGCAUUCGGAAUACAAUGCAAUGACUCAAAUAUUUCUUUGGCCGCUUCGGUGAACCAACACAAUGAUCAAUUGUACAUAUCGAUUUAUGAGGAUCGUUUCCCAUUCAUCGAAAUCGAUAAUCAAACAAAUAUCGUGAUUUUUGUGGCUGAAGCGGAUUUUGCCGAUUUUUCCAAAAGUCUUAAGCCAAAGAAAUCGAUUCAUGAUGACAAUUUCCAAUGCUAUUGCACGAUACCAGCCUAUGGUCGCAUGAAUUUUGCACCUCCAUCAGUAAACGAACGAUUCCCUGAGAAACACAAUGCUAAUGUUCAUCUGAUCUUUGGAUGUGGAAAUAGUGGUGGUGACGUUCAAUGGUCCAUUCCCGUCGAGACAAACAAAAAGGAUGAAAAAUAUUUAGCGCUACCAAAUUAUGGAGAUAUCAAAUUGACGUCGUACAGUGUAAACAAGACGGUGAAAAUUUUGCUGGAGCACAUUGAUUUUAAGAAAGAAUUCAACGUGAAAGUGGUUCAUACAAAAUUGAGCAGUCCAAACAAUAAUUCCAACAAUGAUUUAAUGAACUCACCAACCGAAAGAGGUUCGGCCACAGAUGUGCAACGCAUUCGUCAACCAAAUCGAAUGAGCUCGGUGUCGAAAACAAUUAUUCACAACUUUAUGGCAAAUAUUUUCAUCAAAGAAGUCAAUUUGGUUUUGUACGACGAUCACAAAGACAAUUUGAGCAAAAAGAUCAACAUUGCUUCAAUAUUUUUCGAUGAUUUCAUAGUUUGCUAUGUGGAAGAGGAGCGAAAGCUUGAGUUUGGCUUUGGAAACAUUCAAGUAGACAAUAAUUUGUAUUCGACGGGCAAAUACGAUUUCCCGGUGAUUUUGUGCAGCCAAAAUGAGUCUAAAGUAAAUAGUAAAAGCAUCGAAGUAAUUGAUAAGAGCAAAGCUAGUUUGAGUACCUCAGAGCGAUCGACAGCGAUGCAAACAUCAUUUUCACUGCCAUUGAUGCGCGAAAAUUUGUUCGAAAAUCACAUCGGUCAUUUCAAAAUUCUUCUGGAAGACACGGAGUUCAGUGCAAAGGAGAUCAUAUGCAGCGUUCAACCGUUGCGUGUUUACAUUGAGGACAAGUUCAUAGCCGCUUUGUUGGACUUUGCCAUUGAAAAUUUGCCAUCGAACGUAGUUUAUGUACCUGAUUCAAAUGGGCGCGUGGAAUUAAAUGCGGGCGAAGUGCUGAUACCAAAAUUCAUCAGCGAAGAAAUUCUAUCGUUCCUAUCGGAGCCACUGCGAUUGAAUCGGCUGUGUAUUAAGCCACUCAGCAUUCUACUAUCGGUUCACACGUGCAUUAGAAUGUACAUCGCAUUGGAUCACAGUCCACUGCAUUUCGCGCAGUUCGAGUACAAAAAUAUUUAUACAACGACAAUGAAGCUCGGCUAUAACAUCGGAAUGCAUUAUGUAUCCGAUGCUAUUUUCGGUGCCGGAUGGGUAGUUGGAUCACUUGAAAUACUUGGAAGCCCAAGUGGUUUAGCUCGCUCUGUGUCAACCGGUCUAUGGGAUUUCGUUUCGAUGCCAGUGCAAGGAUUAAUGCGUGGUCCAUGGGGUGUUUUGCUUGGCAUCACAUAUGGCUCAGCAUCGCUGAUUAAAAAUAUCACUGCGGGCACGGUAAAUUCCGUUACAAAGUUGGCUGCAUCAGUGGCACGAAAUCUCGAUCGUUUGACUUUGGAUGAUGAACAUUUAGAGCGAACCGAAGCGAUACGACGAAUAAGACCAUUAUCAAUCACACAUGGCUUAAGUCAAGGUUUGACGGGCUUUGGAAUUAACUUACUUGGUGCAGUUGGUGGUAUUGCCAGGCAUGCACUUGAAGCCAAAUCAUCUGUCGAAGUAUUCACCGGACUUGGAAAGGGAAUCAUUGGUGUGGUUACCAAACCGAUCAGUGGAGCUGCUGAACUAUUAGCACUGACUGGGCAAGGUGUUUUGCAUACGGUUGGUUUCAAUGCAAUGCCAAUACCGCGAAAUAUCACCAUCUCGAAUGAAUUCCAAAUUCCAAUGAGUUUAACCAAAGUUGCAUGGAAAAUCCUGUCGAAAAUCGACUACAACGAUUCAGUGUUAUCGGUAGCCUUUGCUACAGUGCUGGAAAAAGAUAAAUCAUCGGAUGUCACCGUUGCCAUUACAACGAAAUUAAUUUUGCUCAUUCUGGAUAGUGACAACGAAUUGGCCACAGUUCUGCCGAUCUCGCGAACAAGAGCGGUCAUCGAUCCAAAUGACAAUAUACGCCUCAUUUUAGCCAAUAAAAGUGAUGACGAAAGUCAACAGUUCCACCGACAACGAAUCUUACAGUAUUUAUCAAAAACUCAUGUGCAAUCAUCGGAUAAUCGCUCGAAACUGGAAGAAGACAGUCAAAUGAACUACAUAAAUGAUACAAAACGGAAUGUUUUGAUAUGCAAAGAUUCGCAAACGGCUCUAUACUUGGCGAAAUACAUUCAAUUUUUGUAUUAUUGUCUGAACACCAACCAAAAUUAACCGCAAUCACAGAUAAAUAAAUUAUGAUUUCCUUGUUUUCGCCUAAUGGAAAGCAAUAAAGAUUUAAAAAAGGAAAUUUAUUUAAAAAUUAUGAAAAAUCGUUUUGCUAAUGCAUUGAAACAAUAAAUCAAGCUUGAACAAUACAAACAGA